Molecule: messenger RNA, 1278 nt
Organism: Staurois parvus
Lineage: Eukaryota; Metazoa; Chordata; Amphibia; Anura; Ranidae
Source: the annotation of a GenBank genome assembly
UGCCUUUCCUCCACGGCUUCCGGAGGAUUAUAUUUUGAGUACCAGCCAUUGGUAGAUGAGCUCCUUGGUGCAGUGGGCAUACAGGACUCAGAACAGGCAGAAGAGGCACCAGACGCUGCCAGUUACCUGGUCGGACACAAUGACAAGUUUCUGGCUUUGAAUGAACUGCUGGAGAGGCACUCUGACUCGGCCUAUUACAAGGAUGGGAUAAGCUACUCUCUCCUGAAGGUGGCUGAACUGGGACUGGUCCCCGCUGCUGAAAUCCUCCUGCAGUACGGGGCUGAUCUCAGCUUUGAGGAUCCAGUGACGUAUUACACGGCUCUACACAUCGCAGUUCUGAGAAACCAGCCUGAUAUGGUGGAACUACUGGUGCAGAAUGGAGCGGAUAUUAACAAAAGGGAUCGGAUUCAUGAGAGUAGUCCUCUGGAUUUGGCGAGCGAGGAGCCAGAAAGACUGCCGUGCCUUCAGAGACUACUGGACCUCGGCGCCGAUGUGAAUGCGGCUGACAAAAAUGGUAAAACUGCACUGCUACAUGCCCUGGCCAGCAGUGAUGGAGUUCAGAUCCACAACACUGAAAAUAUCAGGCUGCUGCUGGAAGGAGGUGCUGAUGUCAAGGCCACCACGAAGGACUGUGACACGGUAUUCUCCAGCAUCAUCUUUCUGUUAGGCGAGACAGUAGGAUCUGACGUAGAAGAGGCCAAGCUGAUCAAUCACUUCUGCUUCCGGGUCAGCCGGCUCCUAAUGGCCCACGGGGCUGACCCUAGCGAGUGUCCAUCUCACGAGUCCCUCACCCACACGUGCCUAAAGAACUUCAAGCUCCACUUCCCUCUAUUGCGCUUUCUGCUGGAGUCCGGUGCCUCCUACAACUGCUCUCAGCACGGCCCUUCCUGCUGGUCCGGCUUCCACAUCAUGUUCGACAGGCUGUGCUCUUACCUGGGCAACUGUGAGGACCGUGACUCUCUGGAACUGCUGAACAAAGCAGAAAGUGUGUUGGACCUCAUGAUAGCCCAGUCUCCUCACAUCUCCCUCCUGCCCAGGAACUUUGAAGUAAACCUAGCGAGCUGCGGCAUACACACGGAUAGAGUGACUGUCCUAUAUCAGUCCCUGAAACAGCUGGAGCAGUCGCCUCCUUCCCUAAAGCACUUGUGCAGGGUCUUCAUUCGCCAGAGGCUCAGGCCGUGGCCUGUAGAUGUAAAGGUGAAGGCUCUUCCUCUUCCAGACAGGUUGAAGUGGUACCUCCUCAUCCACCCCACUGCCUCCUUUGAUGAUGAUUUAUAG